UAUAUGCACCCAGGGGUGCAUAAGCUGAGUUGCAUGGGAUACAUUGUAAAGUCAGGAAUGAUGUGGCAUAUUUAUAAUUGUGAAGAACUAAUUUCAGUUUUAAACUUUUCAAGUUACUGUCCAGAAACCAUAUUUGUCUGAAGUUUUCAAUCUAUUUUUGGUCACUGUGACCUUGACCUUCGACCUUUUUUUCUCCAAAAUCAAUAGGGGCCUUGCUUUGCUGGUAUCCAACAAUAUAACCAAGUUUCAUUUGAUUCAAAUUAAAUAUUUUCAAGUUAUUCUCCGGAAACUUUUUUUUUAAAAAAGAAUUUUAAAUCUAUUUUCGGUCACUGUGACCUUGACCUUUGACCCAUUUUCUCCAAAAUCAAUAGGGGUCUUCCUUACCUGGUACAUAACAAUAUCUUUAAGUAUCAUUUGAUUUGGAUUUGAACUUUCUGAGUUAUUAUCCGGAAACCAAAUAUUUCUGAAAUUUUCAUUCUAUAUUCGGUCACUGUGACCUUUGACCUUUUUUCUCCAAAAUUAAUAGGGGUCUUCCUUACCUGGUACCCAACAAUAUAUCAAAGUUUCAUUUGAUUCGGAUUUAAACUUUCUGAGUUAUCAUCCAGAAACCAAAUAUUUCUGAAAUUUCCAUUCUAUAUUCGGUCAGUGACCUUGACCUUUUCCCUCCAAAAUCAAUAGGGGUCUUCCUUACCUAGUACCCAACAAUAUAUCAAAGUUUCAUUUUAUUCGGAUUUAAACUUUCUGAGUUAUCAUCCGGAAACCAAUUGUUGACGCCCAACCGCCCGCCCGCAUCACCAAACCAAUAGCCGAGUUCAACUUCGUUGCAACUCGGUUAAAAAGACAACUAGUUGAAACCCAUGUUUGACGACAACAAACCAAAGGAGAAGGUGUGAUAUAAGGGCCUUGUAUGGUCCCUAUAUUGAGAAGUCAGCAUGGUCAAGACUGUAUAUAAUUAGGCAUAUUUUGGGAGUAUCAGCUACAGUACGGCCAGCGCGGAUCCUGUAUUUUCCGCGCUCCCCCCGCGGGAUAGAUCUACCGCGGUAUAUCUCAGGUAACCCUGCAAAUCCCGCGCUCCCUUGGUGGGGGCUCAGUUAUUCCUAAUGUCCCGGUGAGGCCUACUCCAGUCAAGGGGAGUGGUCAUGUACCCAGCUCUGGGAGUCUCCCGGAAUAUCACACCCCUACUCUGCAUUCCUACACUCCAGUGUCAAGGUUAGCCCCACCCCCUCAUUCAUGGGUUGAUGAUCAGGCCCUAGGCCAGCUUAGUCAGGGUUUGCCCCAGAUGGGCUUGGGUUCACGCUUGCAGCACCCCACUCCUGGACCGUAUUCCCCAGUUGCCCCAUUCUCGGAGCCAGGGAUUACCUAUGGGAAUUACCAGUCCCCACAGCCCAGCCAGGGCUAUGAUCUGCUUACAGGGUCCCCAGUCCCGCAUGCCUACCCAGUACCCAUCCCAUGUGCAAGACCCUUGGGUUGGGGGGAAUGCCCCCCCCCCCCCCCCACCCCCCCCACCCCAGCCUUUGAUAUAUCCCAUGCCUGGCGGUUACGCUAGCACAUCUAUGCCCUACCCUACCAUGAUGACUCCUCCUUAUCAACAGCAGGGGCCCUUCACCUACCCUGGCACCACGGCUUGUGGGUUGGGGAAUGAGGGGGGAAGCGUAGUGCACAUUCAACCCCAGUUAGGUGAACCAGAACGACACACACCAUUCUCUGGGCAUUCUGCCCAGGGACUAGCUCCAGCGUCUCGCACCACGUACCAGGUCCCCCAGUACUCUUGUAGAGGGGAGCAGUCGAUGGGCUUCAGUAGAAACGCACCCCAGUACAAGGAUUUGCGGUACGAUGGAAUUUCUAGCUGGAAGUCCUUCCUGCACAAGUUCAUUCGCCUGGCCCGCAGCCAACAGUGGACCGAGAUGGAACAACACGACCAGUUCUGCUUCUCCUUGGAGGGGACAGCCAGUGACUACUACACCCUGUUGAUGGAAACAGACCGCGGUCUCUCUUUGGCUGACAUCAUUGGGCGGUUUGAGAAACGUUUUGGGUCAUCUGCACCAGGUUUCACGCAUCAAUUGAACCUUCAGUCAGCAUCACAGGAUGUGGGCAAGUCAUUGCGACAUUGGGCUGACAGGGUGCUUACCCUGGCCACCCAGGCUUUCCCGUCUGUGCCGGAUGUACAUGUCUAUGACAUCCCACGGCUGUGCUAUGGUGCUGAGGACAGGGACGCAGGACUUUAUGCCCUGGACGGCCAGCCCAAGACAGUUGAGGAAGCAGUCGACCGAAUGCAGUACUAUCAGCAUUCACGGCAGAAGAAGUCAUCCAAGCCCAUGAGGGAUGUGAGGCAGGUAGCUCAGGUUGAAGCUCCCAAUCCUGACAAGGAGCUCAAGGAGGUGCGCCAGCGCCUUGAGGAGUUGGAGAAGGAAAUCCGAGGGCGGACCCUCUCUCUCGGAGACCUUCAUCAUCAUCAUCGAACGGCAACCUAAAGCCAGCAGUCUGCUUCAAAUGUGGGGCCAUGGGACAUUUUAAGCGGGAAUGCCCGGAAUGGCGGGGGAAAACUGAGGCGAACCAGGGCCAGGGGACCAAGGUCAAGCCUAUGGAUGGUCAAUACACACAACCGUGAUCAUCAGAACCAAGGGGGCGGGGAGCCAAGACCCGUCAGCCACAGUUUAGUAGUGGAGGGCCUACGCAGCGGGAAGUGAGGAUGGUAACUCCAGAGCGUUCCCCAGCUAGACCAGGGCCGUGCGAGGCUCGCACGGGGACAAGUCGGUUUGUAGGAGGACACAGGCAGGCGCUCUCCUGCAUGCGCCGCUCCAGGAAGGGCAUGCUCCAAGUGCGGUUCAGGGAGGCACCCGAGGACUGGGUCAUAGGGUGGGAUGAGGACAAAUACGAGCCCUCUCCCAGGGAUAUGUUGUCGGGAUUCAGGCUCCCUGAGGAUAUCGUGGUGCUGGAACUGCCCGGUUUGGGGGCAGAAAACCAGGGGGAUGGGGAGGAUUAGGAGGACUUGCCGGAUCUGGAGCCCUCGCCCAUUCAGGAGGAGCAGGUAGGCGCGGACCCCGCGUCCGAGCCUAGCGAGUGCCCAGAGCCAGUUAGGGCGCAGGUUCAGCCCAAGGAGGAAUGUGGGCUGGGGGUGGUCAGUGGCCAAGCGGAGAACAGGACUGCGGAUAUGCCAUUCCGGCAUGCUGGAGAAUCCCACGAAGACUCGCCUGUGCCAAAAGGGCAGAUACGCACAACCACCGGAUUCAUGGUCCAAAUGGUAGUCCAGGGAGUAAGACUUCAGGCAGUGGUAGACACUGGAGCGGAGGGAAGUGUGUUGUCCACCCAGGUCUAUGAGGAGCUCGACCCCAAGCCUCCCAUCAAGCAGCAUGUGACCUUGGUCCAGGCAGGGGAAAAUGCCAGGAUGAGGGGCUUCAUCAUUGGCCCUGUGGCAGUUCGCCUUGGAGACACGGAACAUAAUGUCGACCUGUAUGUGGCCCCCCUGCAGGACCAAAUGCUGCUAGGUAUGGAGUUUCUCCAUCAGCAGAAGACUCACAUAGAUUUGGAGCAUGGCACGAUGACCUUGGGAGAGGAGAAGGUCCCUAUGACGUUCAGACGCCCAGUAGGGGGACAGGAGGCCCAGGUUUCAGUAACGAAGUCUAUCUGCCAGUGGGUCCCAGCUGCUUCAGUCGUCCUAUGUCCUUGUUGUUUGGAUAAGGAGUUGGAAGACUUUGUAGUUAGCCCUCAGAUCAAGCAGACCUCGGACGUAUUAUCGGUGCCGCACACUUAUGCUAGGGAGAGAACGUUGGUGACCAGCAUUGUCAAUGCCUCAGAUGAGGAAGUGUCUAACUCCGGAGGCAGUGCGAUCGGAUCAGCCUUGGAGGCCGAACCAUGGGUGCUGGCACCUGACUUGGUCGUUGAGAAUGUGAACAGUGUGGACCCCCACACUGAGGCAGGGACUAAGCUCAGUACAUUUACAGCAAGAGUUAAGAUUGCCCCCUUAGCUUGCCCUGGAACUUGGUCAACUUCCAAGGAGGCCAUAUUGGAUGGUGGGGGAGAUUUCCCCCUUGAGCCGACCAACAUUGCUGAGGAAAUUAGUGUGGUUGAAGCUUCAGCUGUUGGCCUUACUCAUUGUGCGCCCAGUGAAGGUGUUCAGGAUGGUUACAACGGCCCUGUUAGCGAGGCGUCAUGGAACUAUGUCUCCCGAGAACUUCUCGGGUUCCCAGGUUGGACUCAAGGGGAGUUUGAUUUCGAGACGGAUCUUGUGGGACAUGACUCAUUCAGGAUCCAAGUCCGACAGUUCAGAGGCAUCAGGUUGCCUUGGCCCCCACCUGUAUUUAGAGCUGGUGGGAGAAUCUAUAGAUCCUUUUCAGUAAUGGAUGUGCGACCCAGGGCUCGCCCUUGCCCACACCGGUUGGGAUUAGAUUAGUCCCAGUCAGUUUUCUCUGGGGCAUUUACCCGGACCUUUCCUGCCGGAACCCUUUCCGGCGUCCUCGGAUAAUUCAUCCGAGGGGGCGUGUCGCGCCCACCUUGACCAUUGGUUGGACCGUUUCUCCGUCCUUCAGAGGAAACAGGGGGGGGGGGGGGGGGGGGGGGGGGGGGAGUGUAGUAUCUGGGGAGUCUUCCCCAGUACGAUUUGCUUAUCCCCGGAUUGUGGAGGAUCAACAUCCGGCAGCACGAAGAGAUUUCCCGCGGUUAUGGUACAACAAGACCUACCCGAAGCUUAGAGACCGACAACAGGCAGAACAGUUAAAGACCCAUUUUUAAGCCACCUCCCUUAAAAGUUACCUGGACAAGGAUAAAAAACACACCGCUUGUCAAUCAUAUAAUAGACAAUAGCUCAGGUCCUGAUUGACAGCUUUAACCAAGCGAGUCACUUGGGUAUCCGAGACCGUAACGUGUUGAUAGCAAUUAACGGCACGCGUAUCAGCCCCUUUCAUCUACCGCAAAGAUAACUUCUCAGAGGAGAAAUUAGCGGCAAUUCGUGCUUUAUUUGCUCAUAGCGAUUGGGAAUGGGAUCCAGAAAAGGAAGAAGAAGUUUCCGAAACAACAUCAGCCUCCGUGCAGCUUCCUAAUCCUAUCAUACCUCCUCUAGCAUCAUUGAUAGAAUGCCCGGAUUGCCUCUGUCGGCCAUGUGUUCUGUCAGAAAACAACAGACAAUCUUGGUGGCCCGAUCGACCAAAACCGGCAUCCCGAAAAAACAGUCAUGGCAGAAAAAAUUUAUAUAAAAAAUUCUGGACAAUGCUUUGCCAUCGAGGAGCCUGGAAUGAUGAGCGAUAUCAGGGGAAAAAAUCCAGAGCCAUACAAACGGAUUUGAGACGAAAGCAGUUUGUGUGGCAGACUUACGGAACAAAGCGGGAAAUCAUGCCAAACUGUGUAAUUCGUCAAGUCAGAGAGUGGUUGCCAAAUGUAGAUGGACAGCCUUACAUGGGACAUAUGUGGCAGUGAUUGAAGCCUAAACUUAUUUAUAAUACAAAAUUUUAAAAAAAAAAAAGGUUCUACAGCAGGGGGGCCUCCACGUGGCUAGAACUGGAAACGUUGACUUAUUGGGUGUAUAUUGAAUAUAUUUGAUUAAUAAAUUUCACUCUAUACUUCAAUGGCUAACGUCCCUGGAAUUAAAUGUUUACAAAAAUAUAUAUAUAUAGAAGGGGGAGUACAUAUCAUGAUUUAUACAAGUGACACUAGCCCCCUUCACACCCAAUCUAAUUGAUUCUGGCAUGGGGAUUCCUCGUUCAUUAGGUACUGUUUCAAGGUACACACUAGGGUUUCAUAACACCCCCACCCCAUCCCGGUAUUCCUGAGUCGGCAUAAUUAUUCAGAUUCUCAUUGAGUUCACAUCUUUCCAUCAAGCGAUUCCUAUUAUAUGUUAUGGAUAAUUUGUCCUCUACACCCAGAACGCCAAAGACUCCGGGUAGUGCACGGAAACGUUCCAGCUCAUUCAAGUUAGAAUUACCAGGGGAUUCUACUAUGUAAAACAGACCCAAACUACGAGCCAAGCAAACUUAUCCUCACGGAUCCUGCUGCGGAGAAACUUCUAACAGACGCAAUACAUAGGUUCGUGGUGUAUAAGUUUCCUGAAGAUUUUGUGCACGCAUUGGACACCUAUUAUGUUGAGUCAUUCAAUAAUGUUCUCAACAUGUUUCACGACAAAAGAACCCAGUUAGGAGAUGAUUCCUACAACAUGAGAACGGGAUUAGCCAUUUGUCACUGGAACGAGAAUGUUGACAGACAGUCCACCGGAACGUAUCAGUAUCCGACCGGGAAAACGAAGAGAAUCCUUGGGCAAAGAACAUUUCAGUACCGUGAGGAUAUCUGGAGACACUUUAUCUACUCUUUGACAGUGUAGCAUUAAUGAAGAUAAUUUUAUAACAAAUUCCAAUGGCUAUAAACUAAUAUACAUAUAUGUGAAAUAAAAUAAAAUAUGUCAUAUUUUUAUACAUGUACUCUUUAUGAAUUGAAGACUUAUUUUUAUUGUUCCUCAAGCACGGACAGGUAGAUUUCUAACGCGUCCUGUCUUUGUGUAUUUCUCUGAGUGUCACGGGAUAUAGCAAUUAACACCUUGGUAGACCCUGGCCACUCCAGGUAAAUAACAUCUGUUUAGAAUAGGCCCCGCCUACAUUUUCACCGACCGUACGGUCAUGAGAUGGGUCUUUAAGUCUGCGGGACCCAUGUUUUAUGUAGAUACACAGUAAUAAAUACCAUAGAUACUUUAGGACACAGCCAGCCUGAGAUUAGACCUGGUUAUGAUGUCACGCUGUUAUUCUUUAUAUACUUUCACAUCCGUUCACUUAUUUUGCGAAACAAAAGAUAACAAAAUAAACAAAUGUAACAUAUUUCGCUUAAACACACCCUUAAACCAUAAUUCUGAUAAAAGUAAACAAUCUGCUAACCUUGGAUCCUCGAAUUCCACGAAGCAAAAUGGCGGACCGCGCCUUGUUUUUAAGUCCACAAACGUAAUUCUCCCAAACUUGUAAAAUAAAUCCUCGAUAUCUCUGGCCCUAAUGUCAGGUGGUAGAUUUCCUACGUAAAUUCGCUGGUCAUUUCCUCUUGAUGACAUGAUUUAACACACUAUUCAAUUCAAUCGUCAAUACCAAAUAACGUCCUACUACCGUUUCAAGUCUUUUGUCCUUCGCAGCGUGUACAUCAAAAC
Ostrea edulis (European flat oyster) is the source of this 7111-nucleotide messenger RNA. RefSeq lists its product as uncharacterized. Lineage: Eukaryota; Metazoa; Mollusca; Bivalvia; Ostreida; Ostreidae. The coding region runs from base 3152 to 4390 and encodes 412 amino acids. The record is from RefSeq and is a predicted model, not a curated record. The transcript is spliced from 2 exons.